Molecule: messenger RNA, 2475 nt
Organism: Punica granatum (pomegranate)
Lineage: Eukaryota; Viridiplantae; Streptophyta; Magnoliopsida; Myrtales; Lythraceae
Source: RefSeq, a predicted model, not a curated record
UUUUCUGUUUGGAUCGCGAGGAAGGACUAGAAGAGCCUUGGAUUACACGCAGAAGCAGAAUAGCCAUGGCGGAAGUCUAGAAGAGAAGAGGCGACCUGCUUGCUUCGCUUCAUCAAAGCUGAAAUUAGCCAUAGGCAUCCACUGAACUGAACUCUGUUUAUCGACCGAGGGAGGAAACUCUCCGCCAACUCCGUUUCCCUGCUGAGAAGGAGAAGAGUAAGUGAAGUCUUUCGCGGUUCCCGGAAGUGAUUGUAUUUGCAGUAGUUCAGUUUCAUUAUACGGUGCUGAGUUCAAUCAAUGGCAAGUUGACUUAUCAAAGUCGUUACCUGAUGAGGUAGUAUCGAAGUUAGUGUAGGAAACUCAACUAGACUUUCCGAGCCUUGUUGAAGUCAAUCCCUUGAAUUGCAUGUUCUUAGCUCCACUUGAUUGUUUGAAGUCCAUGUAGCCAUGAAAGAUAUUUUUUUGGUGGUCUGAUGUACGAUAUCUCUGCUUUCGGUAUACAUAAAGAGUGUAACAGAGUUUGGCUUCUAAGGGUUGCUGCUUGAAGGUGUUGCUUCCAUCAUGUCUGUACCGACUCCAGAAGGAGUUCUGCAAGUCAUUAGCUGUUCUUCCCCUCGGCUCCAGUCCGAGUAUGCUUCUUUGGGUCAUGCGAAUGGUUUUAGUGGAAGACAUAAAGCAAGACUCUCUUUGGAUAGGAGCGAAAAGAAUUUAAGGUAUCGGAACCGGGUUAGCUUGCUUUUCAAUGGCGGUGGCAUUCACUGGAGGAAGAGUAGAGUUGACGGAUUCAAAUCCUUGAUUUGUAAAUGUCAACGGACUGAAAGUGUUGGCGGCUUGUUUGCAGAGGAAGGAGGGCUGCAUACAUCAGUCCCCAUAAAUGGCAUGGUCAAAGCACAAAAGAUUCGAGAGUCCGAGUUGAAACAACACAUAGGACGUGAAAAUGAAGGGUCAUCAUUGAAGGCUGCUCAUGUCGUGCCAGAUACAGUUAAGGUGCGAAGGGUUCAUUCUGAAUCAAUUGAGGAUGAAGCUUGGGAUCUUCUACGGGAUUCAAUUGUUAGUUACUGUAACAAUCCUGUUGGAACCAUCGCUGCUAAUGACCCCAGCUGUCCUAGCAUCCUCAAUUAUGAUCAGGUUUUCAUCCGUGAUUUUGUACCCUCUGGGAUAGCCUUCCUUCUUAAGGGAGAAUACGAUAUUGUCAGGAACUUCAUCCUCCACACCCUGCAGUUGCAGAGCUGGGAGAAAACCAUGGACUGCCAUAGCCCGGGUCAGGGUCUGAUGCCAGCAAGCUUCAAAGUGCGGAUUGUUCAUCUUGAUGGCGAUGAUUCUGCAACAGAAGAAGUAUUAGAUCCUGACUUCGGUGAGGCAGCAAUUGGCAGGGUUGCGCCGGUUGAUUCAGGACUCUGGUGGAUUAUAUUGUUACGAGCAUAUGGAAAGUGCUCUGGAGAUCUGACAGUUCAAGAGAGAGUUGAUGUACAAACUGGGAUUAAGAUGAUUUUAAAGCUGUGUCUAGCUGAUGGCUUUGAUAUGUUCCCGACAUUGCUGGUGACUGAUGGUUCUUGCAUGAUAGAUCGCCGCAUCGGAAUCCACGGCCAUCCUCUAGAGAUUCAGGCAUUGUUUUAUUCAGCAUUGCUCUGUGCACGUGAGAUGCUUGCUCCUGAGGACGGGUCAGCUGACCUCAUUCGUGCACUUAACAAUCGUCUAGUCGCAUUAUCUUUCCACAUAAGAGAGUACUACUGGAUUGAUAUGAAGAAACUCAAUGAGAUCUACCGUUACAACACAGAGGAAUAUUCGUAUGAUGCAGUUAAUAAGUUCAACAUAUAUCCUGAUCAGAUCCCUCAUUGGCUGGUGGAAUUUAUGCCGAGAAGGGGCGGUUACUUAAUUGGAAACCUCCAGCCGGCUCACAUGGACUUCCGUUUCUUCUCUCUCGGGAACUUAUGGUCAGUUGUAAGCAGCCUUGCGACUCUUGAACAGUCACAUGCCAUAUUAGAUCUGAUUGAAGCAAAAUGGGCAGAACUUGUGGCAGAGAUGCCAUUUAAGAUAUGUUAUCCCGCCCUUGAAGGCCAGGAAUGGCGGAUUAUCACAGGCAGUGAUCCCAAGAACACCCCAUGGUCCUAUCACAAUGGAGGCUCUUGGCCAACUUUGCUAUGGCAGCUCACUGUGGCAUGCAUAAAGAUGAACAGGCCCGAGAUUGCUGAAAAUGCCGUGAGGAUUGCUGAAAGACGAAUAUCCAAGGACAAGUGGCCCGAAUAUUACGACACCAAGAGAGCAAGAUUCAUUGGGAAGCAGGCUCGCCUCUUUCAGACUUGGUCGAUCGCAGGCUACCUCGUGUCUAAGCUUCUUCUCGCCAACCCAAAUGCGGCAAAGAUCCUCAUAAAUGAAGAGGAUAGUGAACUCAUGAAUGCCUUCUCAUGCAUGAUCAGUGCCAACCCGAGAAGACAACGUGGAAGUAAGGGUAUCAAAAAGAGGUUCAUCAUUUGA